AUGAUGGCGCGGACGGACCGCCACUGCCGCUACUUACUGCGGCAGAUCACGGCGCGCACGCUCCUCUACAGCGAGAUGAUCCAUGCCGAGGCGGUGCUGCGGGGCGAUCGUCACCGGCUGCUGGCCUUCGACGAGGCGGAGCAUCCUGUGGGCCUCCAGCUCGGCGGCGCGGAGCCCGACGCGCUGGCCCGCGCGGCGGAGGUAGGCCAGGUUUUCGGCUACGACGAGAUCAAUCUCAAUAUCGGCUGCCCGAGCCCCCGUGUCCGCGCCGGCCGCUUCGGCGCCGCUCUCAUGGAGGCGCCGGAUCUGGUGGCGGACUGUGCGCGCGCGAUGAUCCGAGCGGUCGAUGUUCCCGUCACGGUCAAGUGCCGCAUCGGUAUCGACGGCCGGGGCGCCUAUGAGGACCUGAAGGCCUUCGUCGAAACGGUCGCCGCCGCCGGCGUGAAGAGCUUGGCCGUGCAUGCGCGGAUCGCGGUGCUGGACGGCCUGAGCCCGGCCGAGAACCGGGAGAUCCCGCCGCUCCGCUACGACGUGGUCCGCCGCUUGAAGCGGGACCUGCCGACGCUGGAGGUGGUCAUCAACGGCGGUGUCGCCAGCCUCGACGAAGCGAAGGCGCACCUCGACGCGGUCGACGGCGCCAUGAUCGGGCGCGCGGCCUACGCCGACCCCGCCAUGCUGCGUGCCGCCGAUCGGUGCAUCUUCGGCGCGCCGGCGCGGGCCAUGCCGAGCCGGCACGACAUCGCCCGAGCCAUGCUGCCCUAUGUGCGCCGGACCUGCGCGGAUGGCGUGCCGCUCCACCACAUCACCCGGCAUAUGCUCGGGCUCUACGCAGGCCGGCCCGGCGGGCGCGCUUGGCGGCGCGCUCUCGGCGGGGGCGGCCAUCGCCCCCGCGCCGGUGCCGAGGUCAUCGAAGAGGCGCUCGCGCUGGUGCCGGAGCGGGACUCAGCCGAUGAGGUCCCGCCCCGCGAUGCCGGGCGGCCGAACGCGGGCCGAGGCAGCGGCUUCGCUCCCCCGCCGGCACGGGAAUCCCCUUCCAUCAACUCUCCCGCCCGCUAA
Molecule: messenger RNA, 1056 nt
Organism: Geodia barretti
Lineage: Eukaryota; Metazoa; Porifera; Demospongiae; Tetractinellida; Geodiidae
Source: the annotation of a GenBank genome assembly